AUGAGUGAGAAAAAGCAAAAGAGAAAAUAGAAUGAUAAAGAAGAUGGAGAAUGGAAAUGCUUAGAGUGUUGUAAAUCCUAUCUUUCCUAUCCGGCAUUUUAUACUCAUUGCAAAACUAAACAUGAUUCUAAAUGGCCUAAGUAGUACAGUACACCAAGACCUUUGGAAGAAAUCAAGCGUGAUAAAACAAAACCAAGAACUAAUAUGGAUGAACAAAAAUAGCAUGAAAAGGAGGAUUAAAUCUUUGAGUUUUUGGGUAAAUUAGGGCAGAGUAAUGAAGAGGAAGAUUCGUCGAAUAAUUGCAUCAGACAUUAUUUGAAAUAACCCAUUGACCCAAUUAAAUCAUUAAAUGAAGAUCUAUUUUAAGGAACAAAUUAUCUUACCAUUUAUAACAAAGUUUUGAAGGAAUUGGAAGAAUUAAAUAAAAAGGUAAUUGAUCAGGAAGCAAUUUGGGAUUUCAAAGAUCCUCUUACAUUAACAAAUGAAUUGGAGGAAUUCACAUUUUCUAAUCUUAAGGGCAUAUUUCAUUAACUUGAUGGCUAAUUAAAUGUCAUUUAUGUAAUCUCCAUUUUUAUGGGCUGGCUUAGUAGACAUCUAAAAAAGAAUGCUUAUUAAGACAUAUCAAUAAUUAGUAUUAUCACAGCAUAUUUCUUCUAAAAUUACCAAUCUUUGAAAUCUCAGGAGGUUAACACAGAGGGAAAACUAGAUUUGAUGUCAUUAGAUUAAAACGAAGCGUAACAAGACGAUUAACGCAAAAAGCAAUAAGAAUAUUGCAAAAUGGAUAAACAGAAUGACACUGAUCUAAAGAAGGAAGUAUUGUCUUAAAUGAAUAGUUAUUUGAAAAAAGAGUACCAUAAAUUUUAGAAUUAAGUUUCAUAUAUUAGAACACCUGAUAUUGCCUAAGCCUUCUUUUGUUUAUUAAUUGAUUGGAUUGAAGCAUAUUCUGAUCUUGAAGAUUAUAUUGAGAAAGGAAAAGAACUUUAAUAGGAGAAGUAGUAAUUGUAAAAGAAAGAUGAAAAAGGAGAAUGAUCUAUUAAAAAAUCAUAUAACAUAAUACAUUACUCUA
Molecule: messenger RNA, 1066 nt
Organism: Paramecium tetraurelia
Lineage: Eukaryota; Ciliophora; Oligohymenophorea; Peniculida; Parameciidae
Exons: 3
Source: RefSeq, a predicted model, not a curated record